This is a messenger RNA of Carassius gibelio (silver crucian carp), 1187 nucleotides long. Its product is annotated as suppressor of SWI4 1 homolog. Lineage: Eukaryota; Metazoa; Chordata; Actinopteri; Cypriniformes; Cyprinidae. The record is from RefSeq and is a predicted model, not a curated record. Gene Ontology annotation, molecular function: rRNA binding. Gene Ontology annotation, cellular component: preribosome, large subunit precursor. Gene Ontology annotation, biological process: rRNA processing; ribosomal large subunit assembly.
AUGGGGAAAACAAAGACUAAGAACCAAAAGAAAGGCCGCUCGACUGAGUCUGCUCGACGCGUGGCCGAGGACACGUUCUCAGCCCUAAAUCAUGGUAUUGCCGGCCCGAGAUUCGAACCCACAACCCUAGAGUUAGGAGUCAAACUCUCUAGUCUACAUGAAGCAGUAAAAGGCUUGCACAUCUUUGCAAAGGGUCCAACAUUAUAUUUCCGUGUUGUGAAGUAUGCCCUCAUCAAAGAUGUCCUUUCGUCUUUAAAGAGGCACAGGAUGCAUGAACUGCAGUUUUCCCAUCAUCGUUUACUAGAGCUGAAUAAUUUUGGCAUGGAGGGUAUGCACGUCAAGCUUAUGGCAAUCAUGUUCCAGAACAUGUUCCCCUCGAUCAACGUACACAAGCUCAACCUCAACAGCAUAAAGAGAUGGCUGUUAAAUCAUGAUCCCAUGGCCCAGGAGGAGGUGAAGUUUCUGCACUACAUCCUGAAGGUGGUGCCUGUGGGCAUGAGUCGAGGGGUGAAGAAGCUCAUGCAGGAGAAGUUUCCCAACAUGAGCAACCUGGAGGACAUCAACAAGCUCCUCAUUAAAGGUGUCAGCCUUUCAGAGAGCGAGGCGGAGCAGAAUAGGAACCACAACAUCACAGAGUUGCCACAAGUGUACUCCGAAGUCUCCAAAAUCCUUUAUAAAAGAAAAAAAAAGGAAGCAGUCAUCAGGGAAGGGCCCUCCUCAUGACAAAGAGUUUUAAGUCUGUUGACGGGAAACAAUGAUGGCAGAAAGCGGUUUGGAGAUAGGAAACUGCUAAUGGGGGGAAACCGGUGCGAAGGAGGAAACAAGUUUGCCCAAAAAGGGGGAAAAGGCAGUAGAUUUGCUGGGCAGAAAAAAAGAGAUGUUGGUAAGAAGUUUGUCUGACAGAAAUCAUUUAAAGGAUGUGCUGUUAUGAAACGACCGAAAGGUGCUGGAUGAAAAAAAAGGACUUGAAACGCAAGAAAAGAAAAGUCUGAAGGAACUGAAAGCCAGGUUGGAUUCAUCUAAACCACGAGAUGGGACUGUUGCUUCACUGAUGCAUCAUGUACUACAUGACUGAUCAUUAUGACACAAAACAUCAGCAAAUCAAUGCUGCUUUAUGUCAGACUUGUGGUUUGCAUAAAUGUUCAUAGAUUUUUAAUGCAUUUUACCAAUAAAUCUAUCUAAACCAA